Molecule: messenger RNA, 1212 nt
Organism: Nakaseomyces glabratus
Lineage: Eukaryota; Fungi; Ascomycota; Saccharomycetes; Saccharomycetales; Saccharomycetaceae
Product: S-adenosylmethionine-dependent methyltransferase
Molecular function (GO): S-adenosylmethionine-dependent methyltransferase activity
Source: RefSeq, a predicted model, not a curated record
AUGGAGGAUCUAACUGAUGAACAAGUUAUUGAGGAAACCCUUAGUGCAUAUAAGCAAUACAGAGACUAUGCAUUGAAGGAAUACUAUACGCCCAGACUGGUAAAGUGGGAGGCCUUGCCCGAAAUACAGAGAAAACUGGUACCGAGUUAUUCAUCAUAUUUAAGCAAUCUGAAGAGAUGCAUAUCUUUGAAUGCUGAUUUUAUUGAAGGUGCAGUGGAGUUCUUCGAGCAUGCAAGUGGUAUACAAGGCAGUGUUUCACGGCCGGUCAGUCGAUCAAAUAUGGAAAAGGUAGUAUCCAUGCUGGCACAACUUUAUAGAGAAUGGUCUGCAGAAGCUUCAAGUGAGCGAGACAUACUGUUGAGUAGAUUGAUGCCCUUUUUAUCGGAACUACAAGGGAAUUCGAGCUCGGAGGAACCUCUGGAAAUCUUAGUCCCUGGGCUGGGCACAGCCAGACUGAUUGCAGAUCUGGUAAUGCAUGGUUAUAGAAGUGAAGGUAACGAGUAUUCAUACUAUAUGAUAAUUAUGUCUAUGUUCAUGUUAAAUGGUGGUCUGUCCAGCAAGGGCAUUGAGAUAUACCCCUUUGUGCAUACAAAUUCGCAUUGGAAGGAAAGGAACCUCAUGUUUAAGCCUAUACGUAUCCCUGACUUCGAUAUACAAUCAGAAUUAGCCGGCAACAACCUGAUGCAAAUCUCUAUGGGGUCGUUUGUAGAUUGUUAUGGCCCCAAUGAAGGCAUAUUGGGUUCUUCCCAUUACAACAUCAAUCAAGAGAUGAACUUGAAACGGCUCAACUCCAAAUCAACGAAGGACGUAGUGGUGACCAAUUUCUUCCUAGACACGUCAGGCAAUGUCAUUGACUAUUUACUUGCUAUAGAGCAUGUACUAAGGCCCGGUGGUACAUGGAUCAAUUUUGGCCCGUUGGUAUACCAUCAUGAGAAUGACAACGAUUCGGACAUAAAUUAUGAAGUCGAUCCCUACUCGGGGGAACGGACAGACCACAGCCCAAUACCGAUGAAAGGAAUUGAACUCACAGUCGAUGAGAUAGUUGCAGUAGCCUUAAAACUGGGGUUCACCAUGCUCAAAAGAGAGGACGGAAUAUUGAGUGGGUAUGGCCAACUUCCUUUUCCAGAGAGUGGUCUCAAUGGCUUGCCGGGUUAUAGAUGCAGCUACUGGGUGAUGAAAAAGAGAACGGAACUAAUGGAAGGUGCAUUAUAA